This is a messenger RNA of Dovyalis caffra, 1338 nucleotides long. The record is from the annotation of a GenBank genome assembly. NCBI's taxonomy places the organism in Eukaryota, Viridiplantae, Streptophyta, Magnoliopsida, Malpighiales, Salicaceae.
AUGCUACAAGACUUCACUUUCUGCCCAUGUUUCGGAAACCGAAGCUCCGACGAUACCGAACCCGACCGUGAUCCGGUUCUAUUGGUGUCCGGAAUCGCAGGUUCCAUUCUCCAUUCAAAGAACAAGAAAUCCGGGUUUGAGACUCGGGUAUGGGUCAGGCUUCUAUUGGCUGAUUUGGAGUUCAAGAAGAAAAUCUGGUCUGUUUACAAUCCAAAAACAGGUUAUACAGAAGUAUUGGACAGUGACACUGAGAUUGUAGUCCCUGAUGAUGAUUCUGGGCUAUAUGCAAUUGACAUUUUAGAUCCAUCAUGGUUCGUGAAACUUAUUCAUUUGUCCGGGGCAUAUCAUUUUCAUGAUAUGAUUGAUAUGCUUGUUAAAUGCGGAUAUAAGAAAGGAACCACAUUGUUCGGAUAUGGUUAUGAUUUUCGGCAAAGCAACAGAAUUGACAAAUCAAUGGAAGGUCUUAAAGCAAAGCUGGAAGCUGCCUAUAAAGCUUCUGGGGGUAGAAAAGUUAAUAUAAUUUCACAUUCGAUGGGUGGACUCCUGAUUUCAUGUUUCAUUUCACUUCACAAAGAUUUGUUUUCUAAGUUUGUGAAUAAGUGGAUCUGCAUUGCCUGUCCUUUCCAAGGUGCACCAGGAUGCAUCAAUGACUCUCUGUUAACUGGAUUGCAGUUUGUUGAUGGUUUCGAGAGUUACUUUUUUGUUUCAAGGUGGACAAUGCACCAACUGUUGGUUGAGUGCCCAUCGAUCUAUGAAAUGUUGCCAAAUCCAGAUUUCAAGUGGAAAACAGAACCACAAAUUCAAGUUUGGCGAAUGCAAUCAAAUGAUGGGGAAUCUUCUGCCAAAUUAGAGUCUUUUGGUCCUGUUAAAUGUAUCACUCUCUUUGAAGAAGCAUUGAGGAAUAAUGAGUUAAGUUAUAAUGGAAACACCAUAGCUCUACCAUUCAACUUCUCUAUCCUCAAAUGGGCUGCUGGUACCCGUCAGAUUCUUAAUGAUGUUCAAUUGCCAGAAUGGGUCUCAUUCUAUAGCAUUUUUGGGACAUCAUUUGACACACCUUUUGAUGUCUGCUAUGGUACAGAGACAUCCCCAAUAGAGGACCUGUCUGAUGUGUGCCAUUCCAUACCCCAGUAUUCUUAUGUGGAUGGAGAUGGAACUGUUCCUGCUGAAUCAGCAAAGGCAGAUGGUUUUGCGGCAGUGGAGAGAGUAGGAGUUACUGCCAGUCACCGUGAGCUGCUGGGUGACAAAACAGUAUUUCAACUUAUCCAGAAAUGGUUGGGAGUCGAGCAAAAGGUCAGUAAGCUUUCAAAGACAUCUCGAGUGGGGGAUGCUUCCUCCUAA